This is a messenger RNA of Rhipicephalus sanguineus (brown dog tick), 438 nucleotides long. RefSeq lists its product as uncharacterized. NCBI's taxonomy places the organism in Eukaryota, Metazoa, Arthropoda, Arachnida, Ixodida, Ixodidae. Gene Ontology annotation, biological process: DNA integration. Gene Ontology annotation, molecular function: nucleic acid binding. The coding region runs from base 1 to 438 and encodes 145 amino acids. The record is from RefSeq and is a predicted model, not a curated record. The transcript has a single exon.
AUGCCAUGGCCAUUUCCUGACAAGCCCUGGUCCAGGAUCCAUGUUGAUUUUGGAGGUCAGUUCAUGGGACACUACUUCCUCGUGAUGGUGGAUGCUUUUUCCAAAUGGGUUGAAGUUCACCCUGUGCCAUCACCAUCUGCAGAGGCCAGAAUCUCUGUAAUCAGGACUGUCUUUUCUCAACAUGGUCUGCCAGCCAUCAUUGUUUCAGACAAUGGGCCAGCAUUCACCAGCAUCCAGUACGCUGACUUCCUGAACAGGAAUGUCAUCCAUCGCAUGCUGGUGCCUCCUUAUCACGCUGCUUCCAGCGGGGCUGCAGAGCGGGUGGUGCAGACCAUCAAAGAUAAACUGAAGAAAAGCACACCAGGUGAUUUCAGGACACAAGUGGCCAGGGUGCUCUUUCACUACCGUUCAACGCCUAACAGGCCGUGUGCCGUGUGA